AAAUUGCAGUUAAUUUCUAGAUAAUUACUGACGGGGGGUUGUUCUGUGUUCAUUUCUGUCAAGCGAACCUUGGUAUCGGAAAGUUAUCUCGCUGUUUUCGGGAAAAAACUAUUAGACGCUAACAUUGUUCUUUCAGUCAUUUGCGGUCGUGUCUACUUUUAGUGCAAUUUAGCCAUGUCGGAAGAGGCAGAUACGCCGCCCUUUAGCACAGUGGAUAUCAACAAUGAUAACAGGGAUGACGAAGAUCUUUUCGCGUCUGCGGUCCAGGAGGUCAGCCUGGACCCAGAGGUGAAUGGAGCUCGCGAGGGUCUGGAGAAGGUCAGCAUCAGUGAUGCUCCAUCCAUUACUGCAUCACUCAGCAGCCCCAUCAUGGAAGAGAUAGCGACAGAACGCGCGAACAACAUAAUAAUCACAGUGACAGAACCUCAGAAGAUAGGCGAGGGUAUGAGCUCGUAUGUCGCGUACAGGGUGCUCACCAAGACCAACAUGCCUAUCUUCAGCAAACACGACUUCGCAGUGCUGAGGCGGUUCAGCGACUUCUUAGGGUUACAUGAGAAGCUGACGGAGAAGUAUUUAAGGUCUGGUAGGAUAAUACCGCCGGCGCCCGAGAAGAGUAUAGUAGGCACCACAAAACUAAAGAUGACAUCAACGCCAUCAACUGAGAGUGCAAACGGCAGUUCAGCGGCUGGCAGCGUGCAGUCGGUGUUCGUGGAGCGGCGGCGUGCAGCGCUCGAGCGCUUCCUCAACAGGGUGGCGCAGCACCCCGUGCUGUGCAUCGACCCCGACUUCAGGGAGUUCCUCGAGUCAGAGGCGGAUCUACCAAAAGCGACGAGCACAUCAGCGCUGUCCGGCGCGGGAGUGCUGCGUCUGUUCAACAAGGUCGGCGAGACUGUCAACAAGAUCACCUACAGGAUGGACGAGUCUGAUCCGUGGUUCGAAGAGCGUUCAACCCGCAUCGAGGCGCUAGAAGCAUGCCUCCGGCGCAUGUACGGCGCAUGCGAGGCGCUGGCGGGCGAGCGGCGCGAGCUCAGCGCCCGCACACACGACGCCGCCCGCGCCUGCGCCGCGCUGUCCGGCGCCGACCCGCACGCGCCGCUCUCCCGCGCACUGUCGCACACUGCCGACCUGCAUGAGAAGAUUGAACACUUACGGCUAGAGCAGUCGAACACAGACUUCUACGUGCUCGCCGAACACGUGAAGGACUACCUCGGCCUCAUCGGCGCCAUCAAAGAUGUCUUCCACGAGAGGGUUAAGGUGUUCCAAAACUGGCAACACGCUCAGAUGCAGCUGACGAAGCGGAGAGAGAACAAAGCCAAGGCGGAGCUCGCCAACCGCCCAGAGAAGAUCGAACAGGCUGCUAAUGAGAUCAUUGAGUGGGAAGCGAAAGUGGAGCGCGGUCAGCAGGAGUUCGACACAAUAUCGCGCGUCAUCAAGAAGGAGCUGGAGCGCUGGGACGAGCUGCGCCUCGCCGAGCUACGUGCAGCACUGCUGCGGUAUCUAGAGGAACACAUGAAUCAUCAGGCACAGGCAAUCCGCUACUGGGACGCAUUCCUCCCCGAAGCGCGAGCGAUCAAAUGAGUGGCGGAGUGACGGCGUCCCGAGCGCCCUCUGCACGAACACUAACGUUAGUAAAUGAAUUACAUUACCUUCCACAUUACCGGGUGGAUAAAGACCCUUUUUCUAAUCAAAGCUAUAGAUUCUACUGUAAAAUACGAUCAUUUUGAUGUAAAAACGGUGCCUGGGAAAUUAUUAGUUUCGAUAUUAUUGAUUGUUAAAGGUUUUUUUGUUUUUGAACACCAUGUAUAAUUUCAAAUAUAUUAACACUGCUGUAUGGUCGCUGUGCGCACAUAAACCAAGCAUACUUGUACUAGACAAUACAAAAACACUUGAAUAGCUUUUCUUUAGCAAAAUACUAUUUAUACAAUAAUAUGAUGUGUAAUAUUUAUGGCAUUUGAAAGGGGUCUUUUUCCACUCUGUAUAAUCAUUCCCAGUGUAAAAACCGGUGCGAAUUAAAUAGAGUGCUUGUAAAUAAGCUGAAGCGAACUAGGAAUUUGUAAAUUAUGAAUAACAUAAUAAACUAGGCUUUAUAAAACGCCCGUUAAGGUAAACUAAAAAUAUUCAAUAAAUAAAUUUUUUUAUGAGCACUCUGUUUAAAAGCUAAAAAAAUAUACUUCCAUGUAAAAAACUCAUUAUUAAAUAAAUGAGAAAACGCAGCUUUGCAAUAGUUAAAUAAAAUCACCAAUAGUCAAGUUUGUCACUCGCCAAUUUAUAGUGGAUUUUUCCACAAUAUGCUCAGUGGUUUUCGAGAUGAAACGCACAGACAGACAUAGUCUGACCCUGUAUUGUAUUUAAAUUCAAACUUUAUUGUUGCUAUGGGUUACGAUCAUGGAAAACGAAAUGACUAGCGGAAAUGUCAUAACGCAAAAUCUCCUAAGAAAGUAGCACGACAAAAUGCAGCUUUGCCAAUCUUUAGACACUGCUCAUUAUUUUAAUCAAUCAAAAUUUUAAUAGAACCAAUCAAUCAAGACUAAUCAUUAAAAUAUUGGUUUUGAUUUGACAAAAAACCCGAACGCCUCGUUAGUUCUAGUAACUGAUCACGCUUACCGUACGUUGCUUGACCUGCAAGAAGGCGCCUGACCUACCUUAUUCAAAUUCAAAUAAUUUGUUUCAGACAUGUGUCCUUAUGGCAUCUCCGUUAUCUUUCCUCCCUCCGUGGUUACGUUUUUUUUAUUAUAUAAUAUGCGUAAAUAGUUUACUUGCAGCUACACCCAUGCCAAUAAAAUACACUUUAUUUAUAAGAUAUAAAUAUUCAGAAUUGUCACAGGGGUUUGCUAGAGCUUCAGAGAUUUUAAAUACAUUUCGGUUUAUUUUUUUAUUUUCAUAGAUCUAUAUCGUAAUUAUUAUAAAUAUCUUUCUUAUGUAUAGUUUAUAUUAAAUCUUAAAUGUGUAAUUGAUUUUAGAUUAAAAUUGUAUUCUAUAAAGUGUUAUAAUUUCACAACAAUAAUAUUCAUAGAUAUCGAUAAAGUCGAUGUAAAUGAAACUAAAACUAGUGUAAAUCGUAAUACGACAUCUAGUAGAUAGAUAAGUAAUUUCUGAUUAAAGUAAGCGGAAUUUUAAUGCCAAAUAUAUAAAAAAAUACAUUCCAAAUUAUAUUUCUAUAGUUUAAAAUAAACACACAAGUUUUUCAUUUUGUAAUCAAUAUGGCAUUUUUAAUUCAUUUACUAACGUUAUUAUGUAAAUUAAAAAAGAUGAGAUUUGAAAAUAUAAUGUGUUCGUAUAAUCUGAACCGUAUAAUAAAUAUUAUAGUAAACAAAUGUAAGACUUAUUUUCACUGCAUUAAAGUUCAUUUUGCAUUGCACGCUUCAGUCUGCGCUAGACACAGUUUUUAGGUUCACAAACGUUCGUUCAUUGUUUUGAUCUCUACGUUUUUAUACUGUCAUGGAUACAUUAAUUUACUGAUAAAUUGAAGCCUGACUGAGAUUUAAUCUGUAGCUCAAACCCAUUGAAUCAAUAUUUUUGCCAAAUUACACCUUUCUAAACAUUUUAUAGACUGUAUUUGUCUUUCUUCAGUUCAAAGAAAAGUUCUUCCGUAGAGCCUUUUGGACUUAUUUGAUCUACUAUCCAUUGGCCUUUCAUUGCAUUCAAAAUCAAAAGUCAUUUAUUCAAAGUAGGCUGAAAAUCAGCAGUUUUUGAACGUCAAAUCUACAAAAGACAGCCCCCAAAACGCCCGCCCUUUACCACUUCCUAUGUGUUUUUGCUGGGAAGAAGUGGUGGAACAAACUCCCCAGCAACACAAUUCUGUCUGUAUGGUUUGAAGCACCGUAUACCACUGUGACAGUGAUUAAUAGUAUCGACAAUAACCUAUUAGAUUAGACCAUUAUUAGAUUUCCUUUCACAAAUUAGAUCAGGGUAAACGCGAUGGUAAUACUUAUACCUUAUCUUCCUAGAAAUCAGUGAAAAGAUUAGGUUUUCUGUUAAUUAAUUUUCCUUAUUUUGCUAUAUUCAAAGCCUCGAUUAAGAGCUGUUUUUCUUAGAAAAAAAAACAGAUAAACAAUUUUUUUUUCUGUUGACAAUCAUAAGCCAUGACUAUCAUAUACUAUUAUGCCAGUUUCUUAGCAAAGAAAAUUAAAAAAUAAACUAAAAUGUUCUACAAAACUUUUGAAAAUAAUUUGCAUUUAGACUUUUCAUCAAAGUCAGGCUUCAAAUUAUCAAAAGAAAUAUAUAUAACAAUAUAAUAUAGUAUGUAUAUACAAUGUGUCCUGUAUUGAAAACAAAAUGAUCUGUUUUGUCGACAUUACCUAUAAGGAAACAUUUAUUUGUGUACUAAAUUAUGUAUUAAGAUAACGCUACUAUUUCUUACAAUGAAGAUAUAAUCUGUGUUAAAUAUAGAACUUUGGAGUCGGGUUAAAGGUUUGGACUUUUUUUCUGAAGUGAUUCAACUGUAUUAUUUGACCCUCUGUCACAUUGUAUUCGGUAUUUUAACUACCUCUCACUUAAUUUGGUAAUAUAACAGAUUAUAUUAUGGAAUACUAGCUUCCGCCCGCAGUUUCACCCGCAUUUAGUAUAGAUGAAUUUAGUAAUAACUGUUUUUUUUUUUCUAAUUAAUAUGGGUUGACUCUCAAUAAUACUAUGCAUACUGUGUGACAUAGCUUUUACCCUGUUAUCUUAGUUCUAUUUUUAACGCGCAGUUGAAAAUUUUAGAAGUGAAAGGGCAGACCAAUAAUCAACUUUAUGCUGUAAGAAAUAAGAUUGAGAUUGCUCUCGAAUGCGUGUUAUAUUUUCAUUGUAAGAUCUCGCUCAUGGCUUCGUCAUUAUAGUUUCGCGUAAAAUAAUUCUUAUUAAGAAUUUGUUAUCACCAUUGUAUAUUUUUAUAUAGUCAUUUGUUUUUUUUUUUAAUCUUAAAUGUAAGAAUACUAGAUAUUGCAUAUUAGAAUUGUAUUCCAAAAGAAUGGUUACGCGGAUGUUACAGUCAAAGUAUUAAAUUGAUGUAUUUUUAAUGUUGUAAUUUCAUUUUAUGGAUUUGACACCUUUUAAUGAAGGUGUGGGGUUAGUGAUUUAUUUUGUUGUUUUUUUCUCGAUCUUACUCUACAUACGUAAAACUGACUUACUUAUGCCUCCGUAAAGGUGUCUAUCCAUUCAUAAUACCUACUUAAAAAUAAUUGUUGAUAAUACUACGUAGUAGAAAUUUCAAAAGAUGUUUUGUUAGAAUCACCUUGUAUGUUGUAGCUAUGCUAUAGUUUUAUAUGUUUAUCGUGUAAAUUUCCAACUGUCCAAAUUAAUUACUCUGACCGUAACACAAUAUUUACCUUAGAUAUGAAUAUUAGGUAGUAUGAUUGAAAAAAAAUCGAGUCUAAUGUAUUCCUUAUUUUUUAUAUUGCCAAAUAUAUUUUAGUGGUAAUUUGGUGUAAUGGAAGAGAUGAAUAAUUAUGAAUAAAGUAUAUAAUGUUGGUUUCCAUUUCAA
This is a messenger RNA of Helicoverpa armigera (cotton bollworm), 5461 nucleotides long. It is a transcript of the gene Snx1, whose product is annotated as sorting nexin-2. NCBI's taxonomy places the organism in Eukaryota, Metazoa, Arthropoda, Insecta, Lepidoptera, Noctuidae. Gene Ontology annotation, cellular component: endosome; endosome membrane. Gene Ontology annotation, molecular function: phosphatidylinositol binding. Gene Ontology annotation, biological process: early endosome to Golgi transport. The record is from RefSeq and is a predicted model, not a curated record. Bases 175 to 1578 code for a protein of 467 amino acids. The transcript has 10 exons.